AUGCAAGGUCUCGCUGACGUCAACCCUGUCCAUACUCUCUCUCUCUGUGGUAUGACUUGCAUGCGCAUCAAAGACUAUGAAUGGAUAUGCAAAGUUGUUGAACGCGCCGAGCGUGGAGACAUCAGCAUCACCAGUACGUCUUUGCUCGUGACCGGGGAUGAUGACGACAGCCAGUCUGUGUCAUCGAUAUCGUCGGUCGAGGAUAGCGAAGACUCGGAGGAGGAACCGUUCCGUUUCAUGGAGUAUGAGUUCCUUCCUCGUCCUGAUAAAGUCAGCAGGAUCUACGGGGAGACCUACUUUUCUGGGGCGAACGAUCAACCAGAGAAGACCCAGCUCAUGCUGUGGUUGGAGCCGACCUACUUGAAGCAAACUCCACAACCGUCCAUUAUGCUCACCUCCUACGCCCAUUUUGUCGACAUAAACGGCGCUGUGCCCGGAGUACGUGUCGGCAGCGACAUGCGCGUAUACCAGAAGUUCAUGCCGAUCGCUCACCGUCUUGCCGUUAUGGAGAUGAUGGUGAUAGCAAAGGGCUGGAUGUAUGUGCUCGUGUUCGUCUACGGAGAUGAGUAUGGGGAUGAACCCAACAUAGCGGACAAGAUGGCCGUGCUUCGUGUACCAGCGGAGCUGACGGGACGUCCCAACGAGCAGUAUGAUGACGCGCUGGAGAUAGACGCAGAAGAAGUAGGAUGGUUACACAUAGGCGAAGAGAAUAAGUUUGAUGUCGCGGUUACCUUUCCUUCUUCUCAUCCGUUUACCAUUGUCGACACUAUUGUUUAUGACAUACCCGACACUAGUAUGGAGCCUGAUCUGGCUGUUGUCAGACGCGGUGCGAAGGUGGACGUACAGAGAAAUUCAUUAGCACCGAUUGACUUUCAAUACUACAUCGAUCUUGAGCUACUUCAAAUACUUCGAUCCUUCAUCAACCUAUAUGAACCUUCCAACUUGAUCACCGUUACGCACUGGCCCGUGUGCGGGGUUCUUGGUACUUUCCCUCUGAGGAUACUGUAUUCCGGUCAAUCGUGUCUUUCGGCUUCCUUCAAGAGUCUUUCCUUCUACCUCGUAAGAUACCAACAGUUCUGGUUUAGCCUUCGGCUUGGUCAGCAACAUGUCAAGUACGUAGCGCUUGUCAUGUAUCUGUCAACGCCAACGGCUAACUGGGAAGAACGCUCAGCGCGCAAGCUCAUCAUGGGAAAGGAGACGCUGGCUCCCCGCGAUAACCCCGAUAGCCCGUUCAGCUCGAGCCAGUUUCUGUUGCCGUCGUUCAGACAUGACUACAUCUUUAACGUGGAAUACUCUGACUCUGAUCUGUGGCGGAAUAUGCCCGGCGCCUUCCCCGGUCUUGACAUCGAUAUCACCACCGACAUGUUCCCGAUGUGCGCUUCAUGGUGGAAGGCGAGCGUUGGGCCACUACUCGCGAGAUCCCCCGCGGAGCUCAUAUUCGUGUCGACGGUCAAGGGAGAUGAGUCGACAGGAACGGUCACGCGAGUAGGUCUUCUCAGAGUUUCGGUCAUGUCUGUACCGAAGGAGUAUCAGAACGAGAACCUGGGAGAACCGACAAUGGGAGAGAUUGAGGCUGGUGACCUGUCAUACUGGACAAGUCACCACCAACCUCCGAUACAAGAAUGUGUCCGAUUGGCGUUCCCAAAAUCGUAUACAUUCCCGUCGGCGAUGAUGUACGAUUUCAAGGUCCUUCGUCCUGUCGCAUGCCUCCCUCAUCUUGUGCCUCACAUUCUUGCCUCAUCACCACCGACUUCGACCACCUCGGAAGCUCGACGUUUGUUAACCACUACUACCGUUCACCGCCCAAGUAGCGACCGAAUCCGCGGGCACCAAACCACGUCUCCGAUCCCUAGAAGGGCUGACGACAGACCGUCGACGACCUCGUUCACUUCUGCACCUGCUGCAUCGUCGAUUAAAGAGAACCUCACCCACCCGCCUUCUACCAAUCCUAAUCCUACUCUCCACAUACGGGACGCUCAACUUGACCCCAUGUCCUCUUCUACUCAGAAGUUCACAUCACCAUACACUCCUGCACGAGAAAUCUGUCCACUCCCUCGUCGACAUGGUACGACACAUCCCUCUACUUCUUCUCUUCAGCCGCCCGUGGAGACGACGGCUUCCUCCCCUUCUACUCUGGAGCACCAUCCUACCUUUCAUCGACAAGGCAUGGUCCACCCUGUAAUUAUGUCAGGCUACGAUGGCAGGCCUGGUACUUCGCGGGGUAGAACUCCGAGUGCUGCGUGGUUCACAUCGGUCAACGACGCCAAUUCCGGCUACAUGCUUAUACCUCACGCCAAGUAG
Molecule: messenger RNA, 2301 nt
Organism: Stereum hirsutum FP-91666 SS1
Lineage: Eukaryota; Fungi; Basidiomycota; Agaricomycetes; Russulales; Stereaceae
Exons: 9
Coding region: 1-2301 (766 amino acids)
Source: RefSeq, a predicted model, not a curated record